AUGUCCAGCACGCUGCAAUCUCCUUCCCGCCUUGGGCUACAGCUCCAAGGCUAUGACCAGGUCAUUGCUCUAUCUCAGGGCAACAUCAAUGAGGCCUUGGAGCUUCAUUUCAUGCGCAACGAAAGGCUCCAGGAGUUGAAAGCCAUGUUCCCAACAUAUGGACCCAGAGGAAACUUGUCCUCUCCUUCGGUGCACUUGAUCGACAAGGAGAACGCCGACCAACCUCAAUUUCCAAAGCGGGACUAUGUUGAAGAUGGCUCCCCUCUACCAGUUGACCUGCCAACACGUGUCAAAGUUGAUGUGUCUGGCUGGUCCUUGGCGUUCUUUGUGGACUUUUCCUUCAAGAGAAUGGCUACCGUUCCAGAUAAGAUCAGGAGCGCGAUUGAGCUUCCGAGAUCUUACAGUGUCAAUCAGUUAUUGAACGACUUUGGAACGCCUGAAAUUCUCAACCUUGCUUGGGAUCACUGCAAUAUCUCAGGUGUGCCAGAAUCUCAAAAGGUUACGUGCCGGGCGCAAAUACGCAUGUUUCUGGGUACACAUUUGGAAUCAGUUCUUCUCAAGGAACCUGACCACAACAUUCUUGGCUACACUGUCAAGAUAGACGCACCGCCAGAUGGAAAGACAGCAGAACAACGACUCAAGGAGGGGUCCGCGAAAUUCCCCAGUUUCCCUCCAACCUCAGUCCGGUUGCAGACUAUUAAUUAUCGACCUGAUGGGAAAGAGGUUCAGACCGGAAGUGAAAGAAGCGACCAUAAUGCCUUUCUAUUCACUGAAAUGAUGCAGUUCCGAAAGAUGCCCAACCAGGACCUUCAGUGGUCAGGCGAUUGGUUCUACAACGGGAUCGGCGGUACCUUGGCAAUGUCGCGAGGAAUCUUCCUAGACCAAUACCUAGCUGAAAAGCUCCCGCCGGCUAUCGAUGGUCCGGACCACAUCCCCGAGUUCCAAUCCAAAGGUGACCAGGAGUGGAUUUUGAAGAGGCCGCGUGAUGCCAACAUGAACAUGAACAGAGGUACUGUAGUUCAACUGGCAUACCAUGGAGUGGACGAAAACGUUGCGAAAUGGGGCGAUGGGAGGUCUUCAUUAGUUGAGAUGGAACAUUAUAGGCACAACAAGGCUGAACUCUCUUGUGCUGUCGAGCAGCAAGUUGGCACUAUUAAGAUCAACAUAACAACGGAGCUCAGAACCAAUACCCAACGUACAGUCAAGACCCAAGUUGGAUCGUCAGAUCUUCAAUUCGCAUGCAAGAUUCAAUGGAACGCCACCAUCGAGCUAAGAGCAAUUGAGACAGAUACGAGGUUCCUAGUCCGCGUCGAGUCGAAGAAGCCAGUUGUCGACGUCAACAUUAUUAAAGACAUUGCCAAGUCUUAUGGCACCGGGGAGGAAGCUGAGCAGUGGAAGCAAUGGGUUCAAGAGGGGGCGGAACGCCGGAAGAAGUCGCCUCUCAAAGAGAGGGUUGAAGGCCACAUUGAGAAUUAUGGGCAUUUGAUAGGGAGCAUGGCAAGUAAUUUGGAGGAGGUGUUGAAUCAGCAGGGGCGGUCUAUCUUUCCUGGUGGCGGAACUUUCGAUAUGAAAAAUCCAGUCUUUUCGAGGGAGGGAUAUUUACUAAUAGGUCUUACUUUCAGGGAGGGAGAGUAA
This is a messenger RNA of Fusarium tjaetaba, 1635 nucleotides long. RefSeq lists its product as uncharacterized. The record is from RefSeq and is a predicted model, not a curated record. Lineage: Eukaryota; Fungi; Ascomycota; Sordariomycetes; Hypocreales; Nectriaceae. Bases 1 to 1635 code for a protein of 544 amino acids. The transcript is spliced from 3 exons.